Molecule: messenger RNA, 3547 nt
Organism: Pyrus x bretschneideri (Chinese white pear)
Lineage: Eukaryota; Viridiplantae; Streptophyta; Magnoliopsida; Rosales; Rosaceae
Product: disease resistance protein RGA2-like
Exons: 2
Coding region: 85-2952 (955 amino acids)
Biological process (GO): defense response to other organism
Molecular function (GO): ADP binding
Source: RefSeq, a predicted model, not a curated record
AAGAGAGCCAAUGCCGCAAACCAUCCUGCAUUUCUUGUUCAUCAUUUCUUCUUCCUCCGUCAACCAAAUUCUGAGGCUGAAAAAAUGGCAGACGGCAUCAUUUCCAUGCUACUGGAUCGGCUGGCUUCAAUAGCGUAUGAGUACGUUGACGAGGAGGUGAAACUUGUUUUGAAUGCCAAGAAAGAUGUUGAAGAAUUUGCUGGCAAUCUCAAUGCUAUUCAAGCCGUUCUCGAAGAUGCGGAGCAAAGGCAAGUGAAGGAGGCCAGCGUGAGGACCUGGUUGGAUCAGCUCAAAGACAUAUCCUUCGAGAUGGUGGACGUGCUGGACGAGUGGAACACUGACAUGCUAAGACAGGAGGUUGAGAAGCAAGAACGAGAAGGUGAAAAUGCUGUUGCUAACAAGCAGAAGAAGAAAAAGGUACCUCUCUAUGUUUCCCGUAGUUGCUUUUGUUUUCGCAAAGCCAGAGAGGUAACUUUUCGCCAUGACAUUGCAAGUAAGAUAAAAGAUUUGAAUGGUAGGCUAAGUGCGAUUGAUGAGCAAAGAAAAAGGUAUAAGUUUAAACACAUAGAAAGAGUCAUUCAAGAAAUACCUGAUCGACGGAAGACUUCGUCUUUUGUCGUCGAUUCAGACGUAUUUGGUCGAGCAAAGGAAAAAGACAUUCUGAUCACAAAGUUGUUGAGUGAUUGGAAGGGGCUCCUUAUCAUCCCUAUUCUAGGGAUGGGAGGAAUGGGGAAGACAACUUUGGCCCAACUAGUUUAUAAUGAUGUCACAGUUAAAACCUAUUUUGAAAAGAGAGUGUGGGUUUGUGUCUCAGACCCCUUUGAUGAGGUUAAGAUUGCCAAAUCCAUAAGUGGUGAUGAAGACUCAAGGUCAAAUGAGUUGGAUCAUGUCCUGCAAUCCAUGUUAAGAUCCAUCGAGGGCAAAAGGUUUCUCCUUGUCCUAGAUGAUGUGUGGAGCAACGACAGUGAAAAGUGGGAACGCUUAAGGGCACCACUAAUCCAAAGUGGUGAUCAUGGCAGUAGAAUUUUGGUGACCACGAGAAAGCAUGAGGUUGUUGAUAUGAUGAGAGCAACAAGUGACAUGAUUAAUUUGGGAGAGCUAAGUGAAGAAUAUUGUUUGUCAAUCUUCAAUCACAUGGCAUUUUCUGAUAGAGGAGUAGAUGAGUCUAAGGCGUUCGAAGAUAUUAGUAAAAAAAUUGUAGGAAAAUGUAAAGGUUUGCCUCUUGCUGCAAAAGCUUUAGGCAGUCUCAUGCACAACAAGAGAACAAGGAGGGAAUGGCUAAAUGUUUUAAAUAGUAAGAUAUGGGAUCAAGAAGAGGUGGAGCAAAAAGUUUUCAAACCGCUACUACUAAGUUAUUAUGAUUUGGCCCCGUCAAUUAAAUGUUGCCUUUUAUAUUGUGCUAGUUUUCCUAAAGAUUAUGAGUUUCAGAGAGAUGAAUUGAUUGAUCUAUGGAUGGCACACGAUUAUCUUAAUUCAAAAGAGAAUAAAGAUAGAGAAGUUGGUGAAGCAUUUUUUGAUAACUUAGUAGCACGGUCUUUUUUUCAAGAUUUGGUGAAAGAUAGUGUUAGUGGAAAAAUUAGAAGUUGCAAGAUGCAUGAUAUUGUUCACGACUUUGUGCAAUCUCUCACCAAGAAUGAAUGUUUGAUUAUCGAUGUUGAGGGUGUUGGCGAUGAAAUAGAGGUUAUGAGUAAAAAGGCUCGCCAUUUAACCUUAAGAUUGAAAUAUGAUGAGCCACUCCCACCUUCUAAUGCAUAUUUCAAAAAUCUGCAUACAAUCACAAUUCUUCCUCCAUCCUUUCCUGAAACCAUGACCGUAGACUCCAAUUUUAUUUUGCAAUUGAAAUGUCUUAGGACAUUAAAUUUGAGUUACGUUGGCAUAAGUGAAGUCCCAGAUGAAAUUGGUGAAUUGAUACAUUUGAGGUAUAUUGAUUUGUCAUGGAAUGAUGGUUUGAAAACAUUGCCGGACAGUAUCUGUGAGUUGUACAAUUUGUAUACCUUGCGCCUUUGUUGCUGUGAGCAAUUUGAAAAACUACCUGAUAACAUGGGAAGGUUGAUUAGCUUAAAGCAUCUUUAUGUUGAUGGUUGUGUUUCGCUGGAGUACAUGCCAAAAGGGAUUCGUAGAUUAAAGAAAUUGAAAAGAAUUGAUGAGUGUGUUGUGGUUUGUGGUGAGGAUGAGAACAAAGCAGCAUUACAAUUGGGAGAUCUGAAAGUCUUGAACCUUGAGGGCAGUCUCAACAUAAGUUUGCAGGGGAAUGUGAAAGAUGAGAAUGAGCUCGAGAAAGCACAGUUGUGGCACAUGAACCAACUCUUUCAUCUGCGAAUUACUUGUCUGGAUGUCCAAUACAAGCAGCAAGCAAGAAGCACUGUUGAAAUACUGAAUGUCUUACGACCGCACGAAAAUCUGGAAUCUUUAGACAUUUCUCAUCAUUCGGGCACCACCUGCCCCAAUUGGAUGAUGUCUUUGCAAAACUUAAGAAUCAUCCGUCUAAAUGAGUGGUAUAAUUGUGAGUUUUUGCCUCCUCUUGGGAAAUUGCCAUACCUUGAAGAACUAUCUCUGUGGAGUAUGCAAAAGGUGAAAAGGAUUGGUGGUGAGUUUUUGGGAAUAGUCGACCAAGAUUACGCAACGUCAUUGAAAUCAUCAUCAUCAUCAUCAUCAUCCUCAUUUUUCCCAAAGUUGAAACAACUCAUAAUUUACGACAUGAAUGCCUUGGAAGAGUGGGAAGUAGGCGUGGAAGGGUGGAACAAAGAGGAUUCUGAAACUUCAAUCAUGCCAUGCCUUUCCUCCGUAGCAAUUGUGGAUUGUCGACGCCUCAAAACACUGCCAGACUUCCUCUGCAAAACACCGGUGCAAGAGCUUAUCAUUCGGGGUUGUCCGAAUCUUUCAGAGCGUUGUGAACAAGGCAGUGGAGAGGAGUGGCCCAAGAUUUCUCACAUCCCAAACAUCAAAAUCUGAUCAUAAAUCUGCAAUUGGCGUCCUCUCCGAGCUUCUUCAACCCUUGGUCCGUGAUCGUGAUCACCGGAAGAUUGGCCACUACCUGUUUGCUCGCAGGCGGGGCCCUCGGAGCCGCCCACACGUCAUCCAAAAUCCCCGGCCGCAAAACGCUGUCGAGGUUGUCAAUGAGCGACUGAAGUAGAUUUACCGAGCUUUCCGAGUUCUCUUCGUUUCCGGGACCCGACUCAUAAGGGCGCGGCCUCCUCGUCUUCCCUGAAAUCCGCCGAGUCAACGCGGCGAUCGGGAACAUGAUUAUGCUGGCAAACAAGUCGUUUAACGGCAUUGGUUGGCGUUUCGGAGUUGUGGCGUUGGAUACUGAUAGUCCGUGUGCGUGUGCUUAGAGAUUUAUCGGGUGGAUUUAGUAAUUUUAUAGAAAGGAUUCUAUAGGCUGCAGCUUGCUUUUGCCAAUUUGCAUUUGCUUUCUAUAAAAAUCUUGUAUUAUUGAUGCUGUUUGUAAUUUACACGUUGCUUGAGUUCUAAGCAGAAGGAAUACUUCGUCUACGAUUUGGAUGUUAAGUGCAAAAAUUCGCCAUCUUCAAUCUUCACGAAUUUGUAC